UCCUCCUCCAUGGAGAAAACAAUUCCAAAAGAGAAGUCACCCUUUUCCUUUGAUGGCUUCUCAAACUUGAUCUCUUCUCAUUUCCAAUCCUUUCCUUCUCUUCUCGAAGGCGGAGCUCUUUAUCUACCCAUACAUAAUCAGAAUGGCACGUCAAGAGCAACAACCAAUCAUCAUCCAGAAACUCACUGCCAAUCCUCAGCUGAUCAAUGCCAAAGCUUUACAAGAUCAGCCAUUCUUUCACAACCAUUCACAAUAUACUAGGCGCAUUCUUGAUGAGUAUUAUGUCAAUAGGGGUUCACAGUUUCUUUCAAUGAAUUCAUAUAGAGGAAUUGGUGAUACGUCGAUGAUUUCUUCGGCCUCGCCUGUGGUUGCCAAUGCACCUGCGGAGAAAGGGGUUUCGGGUUUCGCCGUAGAUUUUCUUAUGGGUGGAGUAUCUGCUGGUAUUUCCAAAAGUGUUGCCGCGCCUAUUGAGCGUGUGAAGCUUUUAAUUCAGAAUCAAGACGAAAUGAUUAAGAAUGGCCGUCUUUCUAAGCCUUAUAAGGGAAUUACUGAUUGUUUUGCUCGCACGAUCAAAGAUGAAGGAUUUAUUUCGUUGUGGAGAGGAAAUACUGCAAAUGUUAUUCGAUACUUCCCGACUCAGGCAUUGAAUUUCGCAUUUAAAGACUACUACAAGAAGUUGUUCAACUUCAAAAAAGACAGAGAUGGGUACUGGAAAUGGUUUGCAGGCAAUAUGGCUUCCGGCGCUGCAGCAGGAGCUACUUCUCAAACUUUUGUCUACUCACUUGACUAUGCCCGGACUCGUCUUGCAAAUGAUGCAAAAUCAAGCAAAGGUGCAGGCGAAAGACAAUUCAAUGGUCUCAUUGAUGUGUACCGUAAAACUCUGCGGUCAGAUGGCAUUGCCGGUCUCUACCGUGGAUUCACCAUGUCAAUUGUCGGAAUCAUCGUUUAUCGGGGCCUUUAUUUCGGACUGUAUGACUCUUUGAAGCCAAUACUAUUAACCGGAAACUUACAGGAUAGCUUUGCGGCUAGCUUUGCGCUUGGUUGGGUCAUAACAAGCGGUGCUAGUGUUGCAUCGUACCCUAUGGACACGGUUCGCCGGAGAAUGAUGAUGACCUCCGGAGAGGCUGUCAAGUAUAAAAGUUCAAUGGAUGCAUUCUCGCAAAUCUUGAAGAAAGAGGGAGCGAAAUCCCUGUUCAAGGGUGCCGGUGCUAAUAUCCUUCGUGCCAUUGCCGGUGCUGGAGCGCUCUCAGGCUAUGAUAAACUGCAGCUCAUCAUCUUUGGGAAGCAAUAAUGUUCUGGUGAUGCCUAAUGAUGACGAAAAAACUGCCUUCAAUUAAAUCUAGGUCUCUAAUGCUUAUUAGUUAAUUAUCAGGAUAUGGCCUUAGGUUUGCAUAUGACGUUAUUUAUUGUUAUGUAUGCUUUUAGACUUGUGAUUUAAUAGUAUUGCAAAAUUCAUAA
Molecule: messenger RNA, 1458 nt
Organism: Dioscorea cayenensis subsp. rotundata (Guinea yam)
Lineage: Eukaryota; Viridiplantae; Streptophyta; Magnoliopsida; Dioscoreales; Dioscoreaceae
Product: ADP,ATP carrier protein 1, mitochondrial-like
Exons: 4
Coding region: 143-1291 (382 amino acids)
Biological process (GO): mitochondrial ATP transmembrane transport; mitochondrial ADP transmembrane transport
Cellular component (GO): mitochondrial inner membrane
Molecular function (GO): ATP:ADP antiporter activity
Source: RefSeq, a predicted model, not a curated record